UCUAAGAGUUUCUGGAAACUACGAAGGCCCCCUUUUUAAGAACCCUCAGCUGUCGUCGCCUCCGCUCUUCGAGUACCCUAAUCUGGUCUCUACCGAAGCCCACCAUGUAUCGCGCCAUGGCCUCCCUCGCCUCCAGAGCCCGGGUUGCGGGAAGCAGCUCCAAACAGAUUGGAAGUAGGGUUGGUUGGAGUAGAAAUUACGCUGCAAAGGAUAUCAGAUUUGGGGUCGAGGCUCGUGCUUUGAUGCUUAAGGGAGUGGAAGAGCUUGCUGAUGCGGUGAAGGUGACGAUGGGCCCAAAGGGUCGCAAUGUCGUCUUAGAGCAAAGCUUUGGUGCACCCAAAGUUACAAAGGAUGGUGUGACUGUUGCAAAGAGCAUCGAGUUCAAGGACAGAAUAAAGAAUAUGGGUGCUAGUCUUGUGAAGCAGGUUGCCAAUGCAACCAAUGAUGUUGCUGGUGAUGGAACAACAUGUGCUACCAUCCUUACAAAAGCAAUAUUUGCUGAAGGAUGUAAGUCAGUGGCUGCCGGGAUGAAUGCAAUGGAUCUGAGACGUGGCAUUUCAAUGGCUGUUGAUGCUGUGGUGACUAAUUUGAAGAGCAGAGCAAGAAUGAUUAGUACCUCAGAAGAGAUAGCUCAGGUUGGAACAAUAUCAGCUAAUGGAGAAAGAGAAAUUGGUGAACUAAUUGCAAAAGCUAUGGAGAAAGUUGGCAAAGAGGGAGUCAUCACAGUAGCAGAUGGGAAAACUCUAGACAAUGAACUAGAAGUCGUUGAAGGAAUGAAAUUUGAUCGAGGCUACAUAUCACCCUACUUUAUUACUGAUCCAAAGAACCAAAAAUGUGAACUUGAAGAUCCUCUGAUUUUGAUUCAUGAGAAGAAAAUUUCAAGCAUCAAUGCAGUUGUGAAGGUGUUAGAGUUGUCUUUGAAGAGACAGAGACCUUUGCUGAUUGUUGCAGAAGACAUAGAAAGUGAUGCACUGGCCACUCUCAUCCUUAAUAAGCUUCGUGCUGGGAUUAAGGUUUGUGCUGUGAAAGCUCCCGGCUUUGGGGAGAACAGGAAAGCCAAUUUGCAAGACCUUGCUAUUCUCACUGGGGGAUCUCUCAUAACAGAAGAACUUGGUUUGAACCUUGAGAAAGUGGAACUUGACAUGCUUGGCACAUGCAAAAAGGUGACAAUCUCAAAAGACAACACUGUGAUUCUUGAUGGAUCUGGUGAAAAGAAGGCUAUAGAAGAGAGAUGUGACCAGAUAAGAUCUGCAAUUGAAUUGAGCACAUCAGACUAUGACAAAGAGAAGCAGCAAGAGAGGUUGGCAAAGCUUUCUGGUGGAGUUGCUGUCCUCAAGAUUGGAGGGGCCAGUGAAGCAGAAGUUGGUGAGAAAAAAGACAGAGUCACAGAUGCCUUAAAUGCAACAAAAGCGGCUGUUGAAGAGGGAAUUGUCCCAGGUGGUGGUGUUGCACUUCUUUAUGCAUCUAAAGAGCUGGAUAAGUUACAGACUGCAAACUUUGAUCAAAAGAUUGGUGUCCAAAUAAUUCAGAAUGCUCUGAAGACUCCAGUUCACACCAUUGCAUCCAAUGCUGGAGUAGAGGGGGCUGUGGUUGUUGGCAAGCUUUUGGAACAGGAUGAACUUGACCUUGGCUAUGAUGCAGCCAAAGGCGAGUACGUCGACAUGGUGAAAGCUGGUAUUAUUGACCCGUUGAAGGUCAUCAGAACUGCAUUGGUGGAUGCUGCAAGUGUUUCGUCCUUGAUGACCACGACUGAGUCGGUCAUCGUUGAACUCCCCAAGAAUGAGGAUGCUCCUGCUAUGGGUGCUGGAAUGGGAGGAAUGGGAGGAAUGGACUACUAAUUUCUUCAAGUUUUGCAGGUUCAUUGAGAACAUUUGAAAUUUUGAGUACUGAUUGGAGGAGGCAAGUUGAUGUGUCUAUUGAUUGGCAGCACUCCUUUUCCUUUGCUCUUCGAGGUACGUACCAAUUACUGUGAUUUAAAAAUGGAACACUUGUUUCUGCUUCCAUUGGAGAAAAGUUGUCUUUCUUGCUGCCAGAAGGACUGUUUUUUGUGAUUGUAACAAACGUUUAGAUGAUAAUUUCCAUUGGAAGAUUGGAAGACUAUAAAUGGUUCAUCAAU
Musa acuminata subsp. malaccensis (wild Malaysian banana) is the source of this 2116-nucleotide messenger RNA. Its product is annotated as chaperonin CPN60-2, mitochondrial. Gene Ontology annotation, molecular function: ATP-dependent protein folding chaperone; ATP binding. Gene Ontology annotation, cellular component: mitochondrion; cytosol. Gene Ontology annotation, biological process: protein refolding. NCBI's taxonomy places the organism in Eukaryota, Viridiplantae, Streptophyta, Magnoliopsida, Zingiberales, Musaceae. The record is from RefSeq and is a predicted model, not a curated record.